GGGUUGAGCAGAGGACGGAUCUUUUCCAGUAAGGGGGUAUCUACAGCGUAAUAAGGAUUUUCCAGUUAAUCAUUCCAGCGCAGGUCUACAUCGGACCAUAUAAGCUGAGGAGCGCCGCUCGCAGGCAUUUCUGCCGGGAUCUGGGUGACACGCCGGGGUUACGAUGUUGCGGGUACAUGCGGCUCUGAUCUCCCUAACGCUCGUCGUUUAUUCAGACGGCAGAAGGCACUUCCUACAGGACUACCAGAAAAGCGACGGGGUGCGGCUGCUGCGGCCAGAUGAGUCCUACCUGACCAAGAGCAGGGAGGUCGAUGUCUUCAGGUGUGCAAGGAAGUGUAGCCGCAACAAGAAACUGCCCUUCCUCUGCAGAUCGUUCUACUAUGACCAGAAGAACAGGAAGUGCCACUGGCUGUCCUUUGACAGCUACACCCACGGUGCCCUGACUGAGCGCAAUAUCAACUUUGACCUCUACGAGAAAAAAGACUACGUGAGACAGUGCAUCAUCGGGGCUGGCGUCAGCUACAGGGGCAUGAGGUCCGUGACAGAGAGCGGUGUGCCAUGCCAGGCCUGGGCCUCCACCAUGCCUCACGACCACACGUUCCUCCCAGCAAGCAACAAGAAGAAGGAUCUCCGGGAGAACUUCUGCCGAAAUCCGGACAACGAACCCACCGGCCCCUGGUGCUUCACCACGGACCCCAAACUGCGGCACCAGAGCUGCAAUGUUCCCCAGUGCUCUGAAGUGGAAUGCAUGACCUGCAAUGGCGAGAGUUACAGGGGACCCAUGGACCACACAGAGAGCGGAAAGGAGUGCCAGAGAUGGGACCUGCAGGAGCCACACAGACACGCUUUCCACCCAAAAAGGUACCCCGACAAAGGCCUCAAUGACAACUACUGUCGCAACCCCGACAAUCGUCUGCGGCCAUGGUGCUUCACGCUGGACCCCCGCUCGCCGUGGGAGUACUGUGACAUCAGAGCAUGCGACUCGAACACAGUGCCAGACAUUGGCAUGACAACGGCGUGUUUCCAGGGUCGCGGUGAGACGUACCGGGGGACGGUGAGCGUGACCCCUGGCGGGGUGAAGUGUCAGCGCUGGGAUUCACAAAUUCCACACAACCACUCCUACAGCCCGCAGAACUACAAGUGCAAGGACCUGAGGGAGAAUUACUGCAGGAACCCGGAUGGCGCUGAUCUCCCAUGGUGCUUCACCACUGACCCCAAAGUGAAAAUGGCCUUCUGCACGAACAUUCCCAGGUGUGACCCUGAAUCAGCUGCGACUGACGACUGUUAUGAGGACAAUGGGGAAAACUAUAGAGGACAUCUGGCUAAGACAAGGUCCGGAAUUCCUUGUGGACAGUGGGAAGACCACAGGGAAAGAAUUAGAGAGACCUUGGCAGUGGCUGCAGAACUAGAGAGGAACUUCUGCAGAAACCCAGAUAAGGACAAGCAUGGACCCUGGUGUUUCACCAACUCGUCCUCCACUCCCUGGGACUACUGCAACAUAAAGCCUUGCAAGACGUCUCCCAAUGAAAUCCCCUCAAAAAACGAUGGGAGAAAGCCAUCUUGUUUCAUUCACAAGAGGACAAGGAUUGUGGGUGGAGCUGAAGUGCGGAUCAAGGAGGGCAGCUGGAUGGUCAGCAUACAGAAAGGAAGCCAUCACUGGUGUGGUGGGUCUCUUAUCAGAGAGGAGUGGGUCCUGACUGAUCGACAGUGCUUCUCGUCCUGCGUCCCAGAUCUUUCUGAGUACCGAGUGUGGAUGGGGUUCCACCGUUUCAACGACUCAGACAGGAAUGUGUCCACAAAACAGGAUCUGAAGAUCGCCAGCGUGGUCUGCGGACCAGAGGGUUCCAAUCUAGCCCUGCUGCGGCUGUCGCAACAAGCCCUGCUGUCUGACCACGUGCGGACGAUCCAGCUUCCCGUUGCAGGAUGUGCCGUGGAGGAGGGCACCACCUGCUCCAUGUACGGAUGGGGUGAGACCAAAGGAACUGGCUAUGAAGGGGUCAUGAAGGUCGUGGAGUUGCCGGUGGUCAGCAAUAAAGCCUGCCAUGAUUUCCACCAAGGAAACCUCCACAUCGGGGACAAUAAAAUGUGUGCCGGAGGCAGGAAGGAUGAGGGCGUGUGCGAGAGGGACUAUGGAGGACCCCUGGUGUGUAAGGAAGGGCAGAGUAAAGCUGUCCUUGGGGUUAGUAUCCAUGGGAGGGGCUGUGCGCGAGCCGGCCGUCCGGCGGUCUUCGUCAGCGUGCCGUUCUAUGCUGAGUGGAUCCAUAAGGUGCUGAAGUACUACCCCAGCCUGGAGAAGAACUUCUAGUGGAAGCACCUUCCCCAAGCCGCUGGAGAGAUGGCACCCUGAAGACGACCAUGAUGACAUCUGUGAUAUUUGGGAGCUGUUCGGAUUCGCCUUCUUUUCACGCUCAUUUGCCCAUGUGACCAGUGCCACCCAGAAGGACCUAGAUAUCUUCACAAUGGCAACGGCGACAAGCUCACAAUCUAUGCACAACUGGCCCGGGUUUCAUUCUGUGAACAGCAAUGUUCCAGUGCAUCUGUGGUCUUCAUCCUUAUUGUCACUAUGAUCUCUGUCUUAACACCAGGCUUGUAUGUUACGGUAAAACAGGGAAAAGAUGGCCGCCAUCACCUACCAGGCUCUGCUGAACAUUUUCCUCUCUGCAUGGCUAUUAUGAAAGCCCUCGAGAUGAAUCUCGCUACGCACCCUUCAGUGAUAACAGACGCUGUUGUAGCAAGAGUGGCAGCGUAGCUACUAGUGCGGAUUAAUGCGAAGCACCACCAAAAGUUGUCUCCUGAAAAUACUUGAAACCAUCCAAAAUCCCAAACACGGUGACUGUCGGCUUCCUCAGAGCUCCAGAUGUCCCUGAUCAGAGCCCCGCUUGCAUCAUUACACAGCUGUGCUGUUAGUAAUGGACUAGCGUUGCAGCCUGGUGCUGCCUAGAGGGUGAUAUAUAUACUCAGCAUUUAUGAGUGUUGCUCUCUGGCACUCCUCUCUGCGUUUUAGGUCUUAUAGAUCUGGAUGAAGAAAAUGUUACUAACUUAGAAGUAUGACUGGCCUCUUCCCCUCAGGUGAUAUUUAAUAUUACACACAAUUGGGAAGAUUAACUUAAUUUAAAACCACGCUUUACAUUUUUCAGAAGUUUGCCCAAACAAAACUUUGCAGAAAGUGGAAGUAUCUUUCAUAAGCAGAUGGACGACACACACUGUACUCUGCUGUACUGCUGUGUACAGUGCUGUACUGCUGUGUACAGUGCUUUACAGCUGUGUACUCUGCUGUACUGCUGUGUACAGUGCUGUACAGUUCUGUACUCUGUUGUACUGCAGUGUACUCUGCUGUACUACUGUGUACGGUGCUGUACUGCUCUGUACUCUGCUGUAUAGCUGUGUACUCUGCUAUACUGCUGUGUACAGUGCUUUACAGCUGUGUACUCUGCUGUACUGCUGUGUACAGUGCUGUACUGCUCUGUACUCUGCUGUACUGCUGUUUACAGUGCUGUACUGCUGUAUACAGUGCUGUACUGCUCUGUACUUUGCUGUACUGCUGUUUACAGUGCUGUACUGCUGUGUACAGUUCUGUACUGCUCUGUACUCUGUUGUACUGCUGUGUACUCUGCUGUACUGCUGUGUACUCUGCUGUAAUGCUCUGUAUCCUUCUGUACUGCUCUGUACCCUGCUGUACUGCUGUGUACAGUGCUGUACUGCUCUGUACUCUGCUGUACAGCUGUGUACUCUGCUGUACUGUUGUGUACAGUGCUUUACAGCUGUGUACUCUGCUGUACUGCUGUGUACAGUGCUUUACAGCUGUGUACUCUGCUGUACUGCUGUGUACAGUGCUGUACUGCUGUGUACAGUGCUGUACUGCUCUGUACUCUGCUGUACUGCUGUUCACAGUGCUAUACUGCUGUGUACAGUUCUGUACUGCUCUGUACUCUGUUGUACUGCUGUGUACUCUGCUGUACUGCUGUGUACUCUGCUGUAAUGCUCUGUAUCCUUCUGUACUGCUCUGUACCCUGCUGUACUGCUGUGUACAGUGCUGUACUGCUCUGUACUCUGCUGUACAGCUGUGUACUCUGCUGUACUGUUGUGUACAGUGCUUUACAGCUGUGUACUCUGCUGUACUGCUGUGUACAGUGCUUUACAGCUGUGUACUCUGCUGUACUGCUGUGUACAGUGCUGUACUGCUGUGUACAGUGCUGUACUGCUCUGUACAGUGCUGUACUGCUCUGUACACUGCUGUACUGCUGUUCACAGUGCUGUACUGCUGUGUACAGUGCUGUACUGCUGUGUACUCUGCUGUACUGCUGUGUACAGUGCUUUACAGCUGUGUACUCUGCUGUACUGCUGUGUACAGUGCUGUACUGCUGUGUACAGUGCUGUACUGCUCUGUACAGUGCUGUACUGCUCUGUACUCUGCUGUACUGCUGUUCACAGUGCUGUACUGCUGUUCACAGUGCUGUACUGCUGUGUACUCUGCUGUACUGCUGUGUACUGUGCUGUAUUGUAUGACUCUGUGUUUAACCAGAGAUAUAAGAGCAUGUCCAGGCGCUAAGUUUCUGUAUUGCUGAGUGAUUCUUAAUGCUGCCCAUUGUGCAAGUAUGAAUAGCUGGCUGGCUGUUGGCUUGGUUACUAUGGCAGGAUAAUGCUGCGUUCUGCUGGUCAGAACACAUGACGAGUGUGUGUAUGUGUGUGUGUGUGUGUGUGUGUGUGUGUGUGUGUGUGAGAGAGAGAGAGAUCCUGAUUCCCAUGAUCUGAGCCUGCUACAGACUGGCCCCAGAAUGUUGCAGAAAUCAUUACAGACUGAACAUGUUGUAUAUCAUUUAAUCUUCAUCUUUUAAUAUUUCACGGAUUGGCAGUGUGACAGUUAAGGGCUCAACCAAUGACAGAGGCUCUGGCGUGGAUCACACUGAUGUGCAGUCAGGGGGAGGCGUCUGGCCAUCCUCCUGCCAGCUGACAAACACACAUCCAUGUUUUUGUAAAAGUGUGCGUGGGGGGGUUGCAUGGAGGGUGAGGCUGUAUCCUUAGUAGCUUAUGUACAAACCAAACUGAAUUGCACUGACUGACAAUAUAAUAUUAUUAAUAAUAAUAAUAAUAAUAAUCCUAAUAACGAUGACUUGUGAUGGGCUGGCGUUCGGCGGUGGGUUAUUCCAUGCCUCACAUCUGCCUUUUGUAGACUCCCACAAAGCUACUUAAGACAAGCGUGUUUGGACAUAGAUGGACGGACAUAUAACAGUGAUGAUGAUAAUAAUAAUAAUAAUAUAUCCUACUUAAUAUGCCAUCCAAUCAUUUAAUCUUUAGGAAUUAUGCACAGGUUUUGAGGGUGUUUAUCUAUGUAUUGUACAGUAAUGCAACAAAAAACAACCAAUAAAAACAGGCUGCAAAAUACAAGCAGAGAAAACACAAUGAGUUAAAACCCAAAUAAAGUGCUUAUCCUUCUUUUCUGUCGUCCUAGCAGAACUGCCUGUCCUGUAGGUAUCUUCACAUCGUUCCCUUGGUAAUAUAAGAUCGCUCCUUGUUGGCAUUCACACCUUGCUUAUGUGGUACUCUCACUGUUAAGACACCGUUAAGAUCUGGUACGAAACACGAGUUGUUUGUAGGAUUUUGACAGGAUUUAUCAGGAUUAAUUUCCGCAGCCGGCCUACCAGGUGUCAGAACCACAGGCUCAUCACGCCAUUAAAUCUCAUUCUUUUUUGAUACAGCCUCGUUCUUUUUGCCAUCUUUUGUGGAAAUUCUGUUCCCAUUCAAUUUUUCCUACUGGUUUAUCCCUUUAAUGUCAUUCAGGGUGAACGCUUCACUUAAAAUGUGAUCCUGACCUAGAUGACGAUUUUGAAAGAUGACACACAUUUCUGAGAGUCCAGUAUUAUGAAGGGAUUUGUAAAUUACUGUAAAAUACUUCUGUGAAUAAAUUAGUGGGUUCCAUUGUAUGUUAUAGGUGUGCGUGUGUGUGUUUUUGUACUGUAUGUGCAAAAAGCUGCUAUUUAAAGGGAUAUUGUAAAUUUUAUAUCAAUACGUAUGCUCUGUGUACAGUCUAAUCUGCUUCGGGAGUAUCAUAUUAAAAUUACAAUUAAUGUGUCUGCUAUCAUUUUGGGAAACAUUUGAGUUAAACAUUUGAGCACAUUUUAAAACAUGCAAACCAUUGAGUUAUGUGGAAUGUAUAAGGAAAUGCAAUAAACUAUUUGAAGACGUAAA
Brienomyrus brachyistius is the source of this 6186-nucleotide messenger RNA. Its product is annotated as hepatocyte growth factor-like. Gene Ontology annotation, molecular function: signaling receptor binding; serine-type endopeptidase activity. The coding region runs from base 164 to 2305 and encodes 713 amino acids. NCBI's taxonomy places the organism in Eukaryota, Metazoa, Chordata, Actinopteri, Osteoglossiformes, Mormyridae. Gene Ontology annotation, biological process: proteolysis. The transcript is spliced from 18 exons. The record is from RefSeq and is a predicted model, not a curated record.